Molecule: messenger RNA, 1698 nt
Organism: Chanos chanos (milkfish)
Lineage: Eukaryota; Metazoa; Chordata; Actinopteri; Gonorynchiformes; Chanidae
Gene: scai
Product: suppressor of cancer cell invasion
Exons: 16
Coding region: 1-1698 (565 amino acids)
Biological process (GO): DNA-templated transcription
Molecular function (GO): transcription corepressor activity
Source: RefSeq, a predicted model, not a curated record
AUGACAGGGGUGGGGGCCGAGGAUGACAUCCCCUUGAGUGAGAGGAAGACUGUGACUGAUUUCUGUUAUCUACUGGACAAAUCCAAACAGCUCUUCAACGGCCUCAGAGAUCUCCCUCAGUAUGGGCACAAGCAGUGGCAGUCCUAUUUUGGCCGAACUUUUGAUGUCUACACCAAGCUGUGGAAAUUUCAACAGCAACACAGACAGGUUUUAGAUAACCGGUAUGGUCUGAAGAGGUGGCAGAUUGGGGAGGUGGCCUCUAAAAUUGGUCAGCUGUAUUACCACUACUACUUGCGGACAUCUGAAACCAGCUAUCUGAAUGAGGCGUUUUCUUUCUACUCUGCCAUUCGCCAGCGAUCUUACUAUUAUCAAGUCAACAAAGAGGAUCGGCCUGAGUUAGUGGUGAAGAAAUUGAGGUAUUAUGCUCGCUACAUCGUAGUUUGUUUGCUGCUCAAUAAAAUGGACCUGGUCAAAGUUUUGGUCAAAGAGUUAUCUGAGGAGAUUGAGGACUAUACACAGCGUUUUAACACAGAGGAUCAGCUGGAGUGGAAUCUGGUCCUACAGGAGGUGGCAUCUUUCAUAGAGGCGGACCCAGUGAUGGUUCUGAAUGAUGAUAACGCAGUGGUAGUGAUGUCCAAUCGGCUGCAGGAGGGGAGUGUCCCCCCGCUAGAGCAGGGCAUGGUGGUUGGCCAGCUGAACCUGGCAGAUGCGCUCAUCAUUGGCAACUGCACCACUCAGGUGAAGUUCAGUGAGCUGACCAUUGAUAUGUUCCGUAUGCUUCAAGCCCUGGAGAGAGAACCAGUUAACCUGGCCACACAGUCAACCAAACCUGGAACACUCGAGCCCACGGAGAAGCCAGCUAAGAGAGAGAACCCUCACAAAUACCUGCUAUAUAAACCAACGUUCAGCCAACUCUACACCUUCCUCUCAGCCUCCUUCAAGGAGCUGCCAGCCAAUAGCGUUCUACUGAUGUAUCUGUCAGCCACAGGGGUCUUCCCCACUGGACGGCCAGAUUAUGAAGGGCCAUAUGAUUUCGGGGGAGUGUUGACGAAUUCUAAUCGUGAUGUGGUGAAUGGAGAGACAGUACAGAAGAGGAAUCAGGCACAGAAAGAGAUGCAUUGUCUGCACCCAGGAGAUCUCUACCCCUUCACCAGGAAGCCGCUGUUCGUCAUUGUGGACUCUUCUAACAGCACUGCUUAUAAGAAUUUUUCCAAUCUCUUUGGACAGCCUUUGGUGUGUCUGCUGUCUCCCACAGUGUAUCCUAAAAGCAUGCAAGACCAAUCGCAGCGCGGCAGUCUCUUCACUCUCUUCCUGUACUGUCCUCUUAUGGGCUUCCUGUCCGUGUGUGGCCUCACCAGUAUGAGGCAGGGAUUAUGGGAAAAGGCCCAGGAGCUCCUGCGCAAAGCCAACCGAGACAUUGGCCAAAUCAUCACCAGCUCACGAACUAUAGACCAGGCCUUCCUGCAGUUCUAUGGAGAUGAGUUUCUGAGACUACUCAUGAUCAGAUUCACGUUCUGCUGCGCAACGCUCAGAAUGCACAAACUCUUCCGGGAGGCGCGGAGCUUUCCGGAGUCGUACCCCUCGCUGCCCAAACAAGAGAUUGUGGAGAACGCCCUGAUACAGAAACAUGUCAUGGAACUGGCAGCCAUUUUGGACGUGCAGAACCUCUUCAGCGACGGCCUGCUGGAUAACUACUGA